Messenger RNA from Phoenix dactylifera (date palm), 2452 nucleotides. Its product is annotated as E3 ubiquitin protein ligase RIE1. Lineage: Eukaryota; Viridiplantae; Streptophyta; Magnoliopsida; Arecales; Arecaceae. The record is from RefSeq and is a predicted model, not a curated record. Gene Ontology annotation, biological process: protein ubiquitination; ubiquitin-dependent protein catabolic process. Gene Ontology annotation, cellular component: plant-type vacuole. Gene Ontology annotation, molecular function: ubiquitin protein ligase activity.
CAGCAAACUCUAACCCAAUCUCAAACGAAAAUCUGAUCACUCUCUAACCCAAUUCCCAGCUACCGUUCUUCCCACAUGCCACCAGAAAGCCAAGGGAAAAACCAGAGAGGCAAGUUCCAGAGCUCUCCUCUCACCAACAAAAAAAAGAGAGGAAAGAAUCCUAUAUAUAUAUAUAUAUGGAAAGAUAAGACUUCGUUUUAUGGGUUUGGUUCUGUUCUUUCGGUUAGGAAUGUCACGCUUUUAUGCUUAUUAUUAGUGAGGCAAAGAAGGAAAGUCCCGAGAGAGGAGAGAGAGGGGGAGGGGAAUGGAAGAAGGGGCUUCGACCGCGACGGUCUCCCCGGAGCCACUGCUCGGGCCGGCCCGAGCGCCGGCCCAGACGGCUAGGCCGAGCCGGGUGGCGGCCAUCUUGGGCCGCGCGGCGGGCCGGCGGGGCCCGUCGAUGCUGGUGCGCGAGACGGCGGCGCGGCAGCUGGAGGAGCGGCGCGCCGACUGGGCCUACUCCCGGCCGGUGGUGGCGCUCGACAUCGCCUGGAACCUGGCCUUCGCCGCGGUGUCCGUCGCUGUGCUGGGGGCCACAACCAGCGAGCGGCCCAACACGCCGGUCCGGGUCUGGAUCGCCGGGUACGCGGUCCAGUGCGUUGUCCACGUGGCGCUGGUCUGGGCGGAGUACCGGCGGCGGAGGGCACGGCCGCGCAGGUUGGAGGAAGGGGCCGGCGGCAGCGGCGGGGAGAGGGCGCGGUCGGACUCCGAUGCCGGCGACAGCGAGGAGGAUGGGGAGGAGGGCGGAGCGGGGAGAGGUCAGCAGUCCAGGUAUGUGAGUGCUGCAAAACGAUGUGAAUCUCUCAAUACCAUGGCAUCCUUUCUGUGGUGGAUUGUUGGCUUCUAUUGGGUGAUUUCUGGUGGUGAAACUCUCUCACAAAAUGCUCCAAGGCUUUACUGGUUGACUGUAGUUUUCCUAGCAUUUGAUGUCUUCUUUGCGAUCUUUUGUGUGGCUUUGGCCUGCAUUAUUGGGAUUGCACUUUGCUGUUGCUUGCCUUGCAUUAUUGCAAUUCUUUAUGCUGUGGCAGGCCAGGAAGGUGCAUCGGAUGCAGAUAUUAGCAUUCUUCCGAGAUACAGAUAUGCUGAGCCUUUUGACAAUGGGCAAAAGACAACUGAAGAAGGAUUGAUGGUUCCCAUUGUAAAUAACAGUGGAAUUUCAACAAGUGAACGUGUUUUAUUACGUGAGGAUGCGUCAAGGAUUUCAUUUUCGAAGGCUGCAAAACACCAAUGAAGGUCAGACUUCGUCUGAGAGCUUGUGGCGGCAAGGAGCCAAGUUCUGGUAGGUUCAACAUGGUGUCUGGUGGGGUUAGGCCUGGGUCUGUCUUAGACUAUAUGGGCUUGGGCAGUCAACCCAGCCUUUGUUUAACCAUUUUAGUUUGUAAAUCAUGUGAUUAACUUUGUAACUUUAAUCUAGAAUUCAGGCAUUCCUCUCUUUCAGAGGCUGAAAAACACCAAUUAAGGUCAAUUAAGAUCAAGCUUGAUAUAAGAGCUUGUGACAGGAAAGUGCUGAAGUCCAAUAUGAUUGGCAUUAUGUCUAGCAGGAUCAUCUUGUAAAAUGUUCAUUCUGGCUAGUGAAGGUGCUGUCUUAUUAGGGAUUUAGCUGUAUGUGAUCUUGAUCCUACUAGUAUUAAAUCUCAAGUUUCCUCUUGAACUUUGUCCAGGGCUUAUAGUUUCACUUUAAAAUCUAUCGAAUUAGUGAUGGUGCAAAUGUAGAUAAUGAUGGACUUCAAUGAAUUUUUAUGUCAGGUCACUUAAUUCCCAUUUUGCCAAUUAAACAUUUCUUAUUCAUUCUCUCAGAAGUUGACAAUCAGAGGUUGAUCGUGUAGGCAUAGAUUAGAUUGGAAAUACAGGGCACUUAAUCCCAAUCUUUUCUUCCAACUUUUGGAUUUGUUUUUUUUUUGUUUGUAUGAAAUAUUAAAAUUCUGAAAUAAGUGACUAAGAAGAUGAUCUGUCAGAGUGACUUCUUUUUGUGGGGCAGGGGAAGGUUUCUAAAGAAGCAGCACUUUCUCUAUUUCUCAAGGGAGAAUGUGCAAUAAAGAAAGAAUUGAAGUAUCCAUACCCGUGCAGUACCUUGUUGGUAUGGUAUAGUAGUUUGUGAAAACAAUAUGCCUCUCAGUGCUGUCACAGUGAAAACAAGGUGGUGUGCAAUAUAUUUAGCAGUACUUUACUAGUGUGAUGCGGUAUGGAUGGUGUGGACCACUUGGCACUGCUACUUAAAUGUUUGAUUGAGAACACUAAUAGUUGUGAAUUGGCCCUAAAGCUUGUUUGUCUUGUCAAUUAUGACUUAUCAUUCAAGGUAUCUUAACUGAUUAUUUGUGAAUCUACACUUCUACAGUUUUCUUGUAACUAAACCAGAGUAUUUAUGUCCAUUCAGUAAACUUCUGGAUUGUUACCAUUAUUUGAAUAUUGAUUA